This is a messenger RNA of Fusarium fujikuroi IMI 58289, 624 nucleotides long. Its product is annotated as probable guanylate kinase. The record is from RefSeq and is a predicted model, not a curated record. Gene Ontology annotation, molecular function: GMP kinase activity. The transcript is spliced from 2 exons. Bases 1 to 624 code for a protein of 207 amino acids. Lineage: Eukaryota; Fungi; Ascomycota; Sordariomycetes; Hypocreales; Nectriaceae. Gene Ontology annotation, cellular component: cytosol. Gene Ontology annotation, biological process: purine nucleotide metabolic process.
AUGGAUGCCUUUGGCUGCGGGUCAUUGACAAACCACAUGAGCACAACGCUGCUCGACGCUCGUCCUAUAAUUAUAUCCGGCCCUUCUGGCGUUGGCAAGGGUACACUGAUCAAGCGACUGAAGGACAACCACCCGACCAUCUUCGGCUCGGUUGUCUCACACACAACACGCCAGCCGCGACCUGACGAGGCCGAGGGAGUGGCCUACUUUUUCUGCUCCGCGCCCGAGAUCUGGAACAUGAUAAUGCGGAAACAGUUCGUCGAGCACACUUAUUACAGUGGCAACUUUUAUGGCACGAGCAAGAAGGCCAUGGAUGAGCUGAUGAAGAAAGGUGUGGCUCCCAUCCUGGAUAUUGAGAUGGAAGGCGUAAAGCAGAUGAAAGCUUCAGACUUGGUGGCUCGGUAUGUCUUCGUCAGCCCUCCGAGUCUGGAGACACUCGAAGCCCGACUCUGGGAGCGCGGAACGGAAGAUGAGGCGAGCAUCUCGCAGCGGUUGGCACAAGCGAAGCUCGAGCUUGAGUUUGCAGAGACUGGAGUGCAUGACAUUAUCAUCGUCAACGGCGAUCUCGAUGAAGCGUAUCGGCAGCUGGAGGACUUUGUUUUUCAGCGUGGAAGGUUUAAUUAG